UUUGCCGCAACUUUUGUGAAGAAGCUGCCACGGAAUCUGGCAUUUUAGGCAGUCACACUGCGAAAUCCUGCAGGGAUUGACUGGUAUUAGACAUUUUCGUAUUUCAUAUAUAAAUAUAUGUCAAUGGUGCCAGUCAGUGUAGUGCAUGAAUGUAUGACUUGCAGUGCUGCUGACUGGAAUUGCUGAGGCUUCUGGUUUCUUGCAUCAUACUGAUGAGUCACCAGUGGGACGGGCAGCUGAUCAGGCACAAAACAACACACGAGCCAGUAAUUGUUUUGAACUAAAAGCUCAGUAGAGAGGAGGAAGUGAAUGGUAUUUUCAGCCCUUUAGACUGCAGGUAUGGACUUGGAGGAACAAGAAAACGAGCUGCUUGCUCUCCACAGUAUCCUGGGCUCAGAGGAGUUUGUUCGGCAUGGACUAAAGACUGCUGGAGAAGCGAGAGUGUCAACAGAGCUGCCUUCCGGCUUCAUGGUGGCACUAAGGGAAGGUGAAACACUGAAGCAGUACGAGAUAACGUUCCUUCCGCCACUGCUUCUGACCUUUGAUUUCCCUGAGGAUUAUCCCUCCUCCUCCCCUCCCUCCUUUAUUCUCCGCUGUAGCUGGCUGACACACAAACAGCUUGCUUCUUUGGGGGCUCACCUCAUUGAUCUCUAUCAAGCUACUGGAGGUGAUGUGGUGAUCUUCUCCUGGGUACAGUUUCUCAGGGACGAUACUCUCAGAUUCCUGAAUAUCAGUUCUCUGCUGGAACUUUCCAAUGAUCACAGCACCCCGUACAUCAGUAAAGACACAAUUUCUGCACUCUCAAACCUGAAAAUCAAUCAAAUAACCCUGGCUUCAGGAUCCAAAGGUGGCCAGAGUUGUCACCUUUCAGAUAAAUUGAUGGCCAGUAGUCAGGAAGACUCGAGAGAGACUGCAGUUCCUGAAUCCUGGAAGUUUAGUGAAGACUCUUAUGUCCCAUUCAAUGAAGAAGAACGUUUUGGUGAAGCAGCUGGAAAUCACACUGCUUCUGUGUUUGACAGCACCACACAGAACCAACCAGUCUCUGGUCUCUGCUUAACUCCAGCGCAAACUCUCAUGGCUGAAAUACUGAUUUAUGAUGCAGCCCAAAGGCACAAAGUUUUUCAAAGCACAGGUUUUGAUUGCUCUGUGUGUUUUAUGAGCUACCUCGGUUCAGAGUGUGUACAGAUACAAGAAUGUGGUCAUGUCUUCUGCCAGCCCUGUCUAGCUGAGUUCUGUAAGCUACAGAUAACAGAGGGAAAUGUCCACGGCGUCACCUGUGCUCAGGCAGGCUGCACAGCAUUGCCCACACCGGCACAGGUGGAGAGUCUGGUAGGGGAAGAACUGUUCAGCCGCUAUGACCGUCUUCUUCUGCAAUCUACUCUGGACUGUAUGGCAGAUGUGAUGUAUUGCCCACGGACCGCCUGUGCCUCGCCUGUCAUUCUGGACAAAGCCAGCAGUGUGGCGCUCUGCUCUGUCUGUGGCUUUGCCUUCUGUGUUUCCUGCAAGAAGACCUACCAUGGAACAGAUGACUGCAAGGCAACAGGGAUGCUGAAGAAACCUAAAAAAAAUGACCCACAGCAAGGCGAUGCAGACCUACCCCAAUCCAUUGACGGUAUGACAGCGCUAUGGGAUGACUAUGCCAGUGGCAGUAAACAAAGGAAGCGCCUGCUAGAGAGCAGGUACGGUCGGGAAAGCCUGCGUGGCACUCUAGAGGACUUCCUAAGUGAGGACUGGAUUACUUUCAACAGUAAAAAUUGCCCCUACUGCUUCUGCAGAAUACAGAAAAACAUGGGGUGCAAUAUCAUGACCUGCACCCAGUGCAGACGGCAGUUCUGCUGGGCUUGCCUGACCAGGCUUUCGUACCAAAGUGCAAGCAAGCACUUUCAGGACAGUGAAUGUAGCCUGUACCAGUACAACCUAUGACUAACAGUCUCAGGUGGAUCAUUUCUGCUCAUGUAGUAUAAAGUACCAACUGCUGCUCAUAUAAUAUAUUGUGUAACUGAAGGACACAUUGUUGGGAUUAGUAGUAACCCAGUACUGUACAGUCGUCCCUCAUUUAUUGCGGUUACUGAAUAUUUUUGUAGUUAAAGUAUAGAAAACCUUUUUAUGACUUUCUCAAUGUUUUUCAACUGUUAUUAGAGCCCUGUAGACAUGAAAUAACACCACUAUAGUCGUC
Dunckerocampus dactyliophorus (ringed pipefish) is the source of this 2176-nucleotide messenger RNA. RefSeq names its product E3 ubiquitin-protein ligase RNF14-like. Gene Ontology annotation, biological process: ubiquitin-dependent protein catabolic process; protein polyubiquitination; positive regulation of proteasomal ubiquitin-dependent protein catabolic process. Lineage: Eukaryota; Metazoa; Chordata; Actinopteri; Syngnathiformes; Syngnathidae. Bases 340 to 1923 code for a protein of 527 amino acids. Gene Ontology annotation, cellular component: ubiquitin ligase complex; cytoplasm. The record is from RefSeq and is a predicted model, not a curated record. Gene Ontology annotation, molecular function: ubiquitin conjugating enzyme binding; ubiquitin protein ligase activity; zinc ion binding. The transcript has 7 exons.